Closterium sp. Yama58-4 is the source of this 4389-nucleotide messenger RNA. NCBI's taxonomy places the organism in Eukaryota, Viridiplantae, Streptophyta, Zygnematophyceae, Desmidiales, Closteriaceae. The record is from the annotation of a GenBank genome assembly.
AUGGAGGGCAGCGCAGCCGCGGCAGGGGGCGCGCGGGAGGAGGAAUUUGCGCUUCUGCACGGCGAGAGCGGCGCGGAGGCGUUCGGGAUGUGGAUCAAACUGACGGACAAACUGACGGAGCUGCUGACGGCCGGGGACGACGGCGUGCAGGCGAUGAUGAAGUUCGGCCGCAACGGCAGCGGACACGCCAUCAGGGUGGGCGACGUGGAGUUCAAGUUCACAUCCCACAGCGAGCCCGACCCCGCGCUGUGCGACGUCUACCGCCUGCUGCCGCCCGGCGAGGGGGCGGGCGGGGGUGCGGAGGGCGGGGAGCGGCGCGCGCUGGAGCACGUGGCGCAGGUGGCGCGCAAGCUGAGCGUGCAGCGACCACUGGACGAGCGCGAGAAGGAGAAGUGGCGCGACCUCACCAAGAGCACGCCUAAAGUCGCCAGUAACAAGUUGAAGGUGGUGGAUCUGAAGGGCAACAAGGCAGCCGCCCCCACCGCCGACGUGCACAGGGGUGCUGGGAGGGGUGCUGCGAGCUUGCACGUGCAGAAGAAGCCAGGGCUGUUCAAGCGAUCGCCAGCGGCGCCCAUCCCCCCUCUGGCCAAGCAGCAGCUUCACCAGCAGCGCCUGUCGCCCUUCAAUCGCGCCACCCCCGCCUCCAUGUCCCCCGACGUGGCAGGGGGGAGGGCGCUGGAGCCCAGGUCCGCCCACGCCACACCCCCCCGCCCUGGCCCCACCGCACCCGACGCACACGUCCGUGCCGCAGCGGCGCUGCUGGGGGGCACGCCUCAAGCGCCUCAAGUGCAGCAGGUGCCGGUGGGCGAGCUGCGCGCGUUCCUGGUGGACAUCCUAGGCCGCAACCCCAAGGGCGUCAGCAAAACUGCGAUGGAGAGGGCAACGGGGCAUGAGUGGGCUCAGCUAGACAGGGUCGUCAGGCAGAUAGCGAGGCUGCAUGCGCCGGGGUACUACCGCCUGUUGCCAGGCGUCAAGGAGGGCGCCCACGCCGCACACCCUGCAGCACCAGCAGGGCAGUCCCCCAUACAACGACGCCUCCUCUCUCCCCUCUACCUGCCGCCUCCCCCCGCCCAUCCACGUCCCCCCUCCCAUCGGCAUCCCCCCGCCCUGCGUCCACGCCUCCACCGCACUCGCCGUGAGAACCACCCCCCUGCUCCUCGCCCCUUUCCCUCUUGCCCCUGGCCCUCCAUCGCUGCCCCGUCGUUUCUAUGUGCCUUUGCUUCCACGCUCACCGCCCUGCUGCUCCUCACUCUCACCAUCCCUUGCCAUCGUGCCUUCCCUGCCCCGUCCCCCUUUCUCCUCCCCCUACCCUUUCCCUCCUCUUUCCUCCCUCCCUUCCCGUUCUCACUCUCCCCAUACCUCCCAUCCCCUCACCCCUUUCCCCUUCCCCCCUGGCCAUUCCCCCGCAGAGGCGGAGAGGCGGCAGAGGGUGGGGCGGGCAGGGAGGGAGCGCGGGCGGGCAGGGUGCCGCUGCUGAACCUCAAUGAGACGGGCUUUGAUGACGACGAAGGGGGGGGAGACGCGCAUGGGCAUGGGGACGGGGAUGGGGAUGGGGGGAAGGAGCAGGAGGAGGAGCAGGACGAGGAGGAAGAGGAGGACGAGGAAGAGGAGGAGGAGGAGGAGUUGGUGGUGGAAGAGGCAGAGGUGGGGGGGGGGGAAGGGGAAGGGGAAGAGGAGGGCAGAGUAGUGGAGGGGGGGGUGAGCACAGCAGGGGGAGAGGUGGGAGAGAGGGGCUUAGAGGAGGGCGCUGGGGGUGAGGGGUCGGAUCACUCAAGAGGCGAAGGGUCAGGCGGGGAGGGGGGUGAGGAGAAGAAGGGGGAAGCGGGCGAGGAGGGAGGGGGGGAGGAAGUGCGGUUGGAAGACUUGUUUGGGGAUGAGUCGCCCUCCCAUGGGGAAGGGGAAGAUGCGGGGGAGGGAGAAGGGGCCAUUAAGGAGAGUGGAGAGAUGGAGGGCGAGGGACAGAGUGAGGGCGAGGGGGAUGCGGGCAGCAGCAGCAGCGGCAGCAGCGGCAGUGCGAGUGAGAUUGACAUCGACAUCGACGAUGGGGAGGGGGCGGACAGCGGCAGGGGGGGAGGCGAGGCGGAGAAGAGGGCAGAAGGCAAGGGGGCGAGGGCGCGGCAUGAGGGGCGCGCACAUGGGCAUGGGCAUGGGCAUGGGCGGGCGGAGAGGGAGGCAAGGGCAGCACGGGAGGGGCAGGCAGACGCGAGCACUGGAGGGGAGGAGGCAGGUGGCCAAGGGGGGAGCGGGGGUGUUGGGGAAGUGGGGACCUGGGCGGAAGGGGGGGAGGGGGGACUUGGCGGAAAAGAGGAAGAUGGAGGGAAAGAGGCUGAUGGAACAAAGGGAGUGGAUGGAGGGAAAGAGUUGCAGGAGGGGCAGGCGGAGGAGGAGGGCGAGAUGGUAGGAGAGGACACGGGGAUGGAGAAUGAGGGGGACGAGAGGGGUGGCGAGGGGGAGGAGAAAGAGAGUGGGAUGGGCGAUGGGAGAGCGGACAAGACUGAUCCUGAAAAGCAAGGAGAGGCAGGGGAGGAUGGGGAGGAGGGGGAGGAGGGUGAGUUGAAAGUGGAUGGCAGCGGGGAGAAGGGAGAUAGCUGUGAUGUGGAUGGUGAGAGGGAUGAGCCUGGAAAGGAAGGGAAGGGGGAGGACGGGGCACUUGGAGUGCAAAGGGAGGAAGGGAUUGAAGGGGAGGCAGAGCAUGCAGAGGAGGCAUGGGCUGGAAAGGAAGCAACGGCUAAGGGGACAGAGAGUGAGGAACAAGACGACGGGGCACUGAGGGAAGCAGAGGAGAAGGAGAGAGUGAGAAAGGUAGAGGAGGAGAGAUUGAGAAAAGAAGAAGAAGAGGAGAGAGUGAGAAAGGUGGAAGAGGAGGAGAGAGCAAGAAAGGCAGAAGAGGAGAGAGCGAGAAAGGCAGCAGAAGAGAGAGUGAGGAAGGCAGAAGAGGAGGAGAGAGCGAGAAAGGCGGAAGAGGAGAGAGUGUUAAAGGCAGAAGAGGAGGAGAGAGUGAGAAAAGAGAAGCUUGAGGAGGAGAGGAAGAGAGUGAGAGAGGAUAAUGUUCGGCGGAUGAGGGAGAGGGAGGAGGCGGAGCGCGCGGCCAGGGAGGAGAGAAUGAGAGAGGAGGAGGUGCGGAGGGCGAAGGAGGAGACAGAGCGGAGGGCAGAACAAGAAAGGGAGGCGAAAGAAGGGGAGAAGGAAAAGCAAGAGAAAGAGAAAGCUGUGAUGGCGAGGGAGGAAAGGGAGAGGGAGAGGAGAGAGAAAGAGAAAGAUGAUAAGGAAAAGGCAGAGAGGCUUGGAAGGGAGAGGAGGGAAACAGAAGAGAGGGAAAGAAGGGAGGAGGAGAAAAGGGCGAAACAGGAAAAGGAAAGGGAAGAGAGGGAAAGGGAGAGGCGAGAGGUAGAGAGGGAGCAGAGAGAGUUGCAGGACAGGCAAGACGAGGAGCGUCUGGCACAGCAAAGGAUGCGUGUGAAGGGUGGGGAGGAUGAGGACGCGAGGGAGAAGGAGAAGGUGGGCAGUGCGAGGGAGGAGAUGGCAUGGCAGGGUGGGGAUGGGGAUGGGUUGGAGGAGGGUGCAGGGCGAGGGGUCGACGAGGGGCCCCGCGGGCUGAAAAAGGGCUCUGUGCUGCUGGGGCGAGAGGGUGACGGCGACAGGGGUGACGGGGUAGUAGUGGGGACCGAAGCGAUGGAGGAGAGAGAGGUGGGGAAGGUGGAGAAGAGGAAGAAGGAGAAGAAAGGUAAAGCAGGCAGGGUGGGCGAGAAGAGGGAGAAGAGAAGGAGGCAGGAGGGCGGGCAGGAUGGGGCAGGAGAAGGCGGGAUAGCAGACAUGGGCGGUGGGAUGAAGCGGCGUGUGGGCGGCGAUGCUGACAAGCCCCAUGCUCACUUUGACUCCCCGCCUGCCCCAGAUGCUGCCGCGGCUGCUGGGGGGGGAUGGGCGGAGGGGGAGGAGAGUGGGAGGCAGGCGAGGCAGAAGCGGAGGCGGUAUGAGGAGGAAGCGGAGGAGGGGGGUGGGGCCGAGGGAGAGAAUGGCAGCGAUGAGGGGUGGGAGGGGCAUGAAACAUCCUUGUAUGAGGCGUAUGAGAAGGACAAGCCUGAACUCAAGGGGCCAAUCACAUCUCGCGAGCAGUACGCACUGUACCACGCGGAGUUCACAGACAAGUACGCCGUCUACCUGCGCCUGCACUGCAUCCUCGACGCCCAGCGGGAAGAAGCAGAGCGGAUAUUUACUGAAAUGGACGAGUGUGAGGAUGAGGAGGAGAAGGAGCGGUAUAAGCGGCGGAUAUAUGCCAUGUUCCACAGCAGACACAAGCGCCUGCAUCAAAUGAAGGCGGUCUUUGCCCUCGUGCAGCAAGAGCUAGCGUCGAUCAAGGCGCGGGUGAAUGAAUACCUUCAGCAAAGCUGA